AUGAGUCAAUCAGGGCUCAAAGCUAGUCUUCGUCGCUUCAAAAGCAGAUUUCUUACGGGGUUUCGACUGAAAAAGUCGAAAAGAUCGUUCAACGUCCUGGGUGUAGAGCGCGUGGCGCCAGUCUCAGUAGAACGAAGCAUGUCUGAGCGAAUGGGCUAUUACAGGAGGAGAGCACCAGACAUCACUGAACAUCCUCGCUCGAGACUGGGAGUAUCAGGCAGGAGUGACACUACUGCAACUCGCCAGCAAAACACGCACUCUCGAAUCGCUUCAGAUCGUACAGAAAUUGGCCGUGCGUACCAAACAAGUCCCACCAGCACAGUUAGAGGCCGUAUAGCUUUCACAAGACUCAUGCGCACGGAUUUCGCCACUGCGGUUCCGAAAAUCCAACAUCUCAUCAAGAACACCACGAGCUUGUCUGAGAGCGAGAAACGUAGGGCACAAAAACGCCUGCAGAAAGCCGUCAAGCUGUUCGGCCAAGUCCAUACGAACGAGGACCUUGAAGCUGUCUACUUAAAGCUGGAGCAGUUCUAUGAUAAGUACAGCCGUGAAACUUUCGACGUUAGUGAAGCAGACGGGAGCUUCACGACAUCGAGCCAGCUUUACGGCUAUGACGACGCAGAUCGGCGAGGUCUUGGUGCUUCUCCGAUAGGACCAGUUCCUGGUAACGCAUUUUCUUUCGAUGUGCAACGGAAUCUCGAGAUAGGAUCUAGCCCACCAGUUGCAGCACAUUCCAGCAGGCCUGGUCCGAGCAACUAUGGUCAGCGUCUUUCUGUCUCAGACAGAAGCAGACCUACAGGGCAUGCAUCACCUCAUCCGUACGCGGACAGUGGGAUCAAUGACGAAGCGCGGGAAGGGAGACGACCGUCCCUUGUCAUCAAAACCCAAGACGCCGAGGGCUUGCAAAACAUGGUCGAGCCAGCAGCACCGAAGCAAAGCCGCAAGAUUCUCCAAGUCCGUCAGCGUCGUCGAGGACCUCAAAUCAAUGCCAGUGCCGGACGAACGUAUGGGUACUCGCCUGUAUCGAGCAAUGAAGAAGGAAAUGAAGAUAAGGGGUUGCACAGACCUCCUAGUCCCGUAGACAUAAGACCGCUCCGACGCAGACGGGACCAGGUACACAGGCUUAGCAAUUCCCUCCCCCUGAGAAAGUCCUCGCCAUCGGUAGCUCCUGAGAAAGCUCCAUCGGACGAGACCGUCAUCGUCCAUCGCCUAGCCAAUUCACCAGGCGGAGAUGAGACAGAUAUAUACAGCGGUCCGCCACCACCUGUAUUCCGUGCUGGGUCCUUCUGUUAUGAUAGGCAAGAGUCUUCACAGAAUCCCGUCUCGCGGGAGAACGCUCGCGCUGACGCCGGAAACACGAGCGGAGCCCAAGUCUCAGACGGACGCGCAAGUCCUUGGAAGCCAUUCAGGAGUCCCACAUUACAGAAACCUUCAACUAUGAACGACUCCCAACGCCCGGCAUACCGCAAUUCCAUCUUAGACAAACAGCCCUUCGCCCUUCACCAUGCCCCCCUACCAACACACCCACCCCCUUCUCCCACAAAAUCCGGACAAUGGCUCCGCGCAGCCUGCCACCCUGCACCACCCAAUCCCCCCAUCCAACCCUCACCUACGCCCAAUACCACCCAACCUCAAUGGAAAAACCUCGUCCAAGCUUCCCAAUCCACAAACAUCUUCUCCACUGCCACCACUACCCAGCCCGCCCCAUCUUCACCCCCUCUCCCCACUCACCCCCAAACCCCCGCAUCACCCACACUCUCCAGAUCUGCCGCCGAUAAUCUACGCAAAGCCGCCGCCACCGCAUCUCUCGGCCUCACCCUACUCAUCCAAAUCCUCGAAGACCACGGCACAUCCCCCGGGCCCUCGUUCCACGCCGUGCUUGCGCUCAUCAAUGAAUUCGACGAUGCUGGUCGUAAGCGGAAUGUCGGUAGGAUGUGUGACUCGCUGUGUAGUCUGGGCGUGUCAGCGAGUAGGAACGAGGAGAAUCCCACUACUGGAAAUAAUUAUGGCGGGAAUCCUGGCAGGUAUUAUCAUCCGAACCCAGCGUCCCAAAAACCAAACUAUCCUACCCCUGAAUCGACAGAUCCCUCGACAAAUCCGUCCAAUCUCCACAAGACCAGUUUUUUUAAUGGUAGCGUGCUUGAGGGUACGUUGUUGCAGAGCACGCCGACGCCUGCUGUUUUUCCGAGUAUGGCGGUGCGGCAGGGUGGUAUGUCGGGAUUGCGCGCAACGUCUGCGUCGGCUGGUAAUCAGGGCGCGAAUGCUAUGGGCUUGGAUUCGGGGUCGGGCGAGAAGCUGAGGCUGGGAUCUCAGAUUGAAUAUGAGGGUGAGAGUCAGUUGUAUGAGGCGCGUGUCAGGCAGUUGCUUGAGGAGUUGUCGGAGAGUAGGGGUGGGGAGGAGGGUCGGGAGGGUCGCACAUUGGAUUACGGAACAGUUGGACGAGAGUACGCUACGCGGCCCACCAAGCCUCAUAGACUCACGAUAUCGCCGCCUCGUCCCGGUACGCCGAUAUAUCAAGACUGCGCGACGCCCUAUGGGAGAGAUUUCCGUGAGGAUGCAAAGGGUAUUGUGGAUGCAAUGGGAUGGGUAAGGAGGGAGGGGAGUGGAGAGAGGGAGGAUUGCGAGAGUGUGGUGAGUGUGUAG
Molecule: messenger RNA, 2643 nt
Organism: Pseudovirgaria hyperparasitica
Lineage: Eukaryota; Fungi; Ascomycota; Dothideomycetes; Acrospermales; Acrospermaceae
Exons: 2
Coding region: 1-2643 (880 amino acids)
Source: RefSeq, a predicted model, not a curated record